Ectocarpus sp. CCAP 1310/34 is the source of this 640-nucleotide messenger RNA. NCBI's taxonomy places the organism in Eukaryota, Phaeophyceae, Ectocarpales, Ectocarpaceae. The record is from the annotation of a GenBank genome assembly.
GUGUACUAUACUAUCACAUUAGUAUAGCUUCUCAUACUCUACUAAACAUAUUGUUGCGUUUAGUAUGGCUGCCCAUACUCUACUCAGGCCAUAGUACAGCCCGCCAUACUCAACUCAGAGUACGUACUACUCAACGUCAGAGUACGUACUACCUUCCACCAAAGGGUGUGUUGGUGACGUCACUAUUCAGCAGAAAGUAGACAGUCUCGCCGCACAGAGUGGUGGUGGGCUCCAGGCUCCGAUACUCGCGCGCUCGCGUACUCAGAUACUGGGGUACUGAGGUAGUGGCCCGCAUGGGAGAGAGUGGCAGCUGAGCAUGAGUGACGCGAGCGGUGGUUCGGCCGCAUCUGCUCCCGAUGCGGGUGGUUCUCCCGGUACGAGUACCCUCGCACCGGGUUCUUCAACACAAGACGCGCAACAAGACAACGAGGUGGUCGUCGUGCCGGGCUCAACGAGUGGAGGAGCGCCACAGCAGUCAGUGAACGUCAAGCGUCCCCCACCGGUCUUCCGCGCUAGCGGAGGGGAGUACGACGUUCCGGAGGCUACGAAGAACGCUGUCGCGUCAUUCGUUGUGCCGGCCGGUUUCCAGCAGGAAGGCGCCCGCGAGGACUCCUUCAUGUACAGCCUUUGUACGGAGUAG